GCACAUUUCCUUCCUAGUCUUUGCUUCUCUUAUCUGGGAGAUUUUUUUUCCCCCCCCAAGCAAAGCAUGAACAGUUGUUAAGUGGAAAAUGGAGGCUGAAUUUUACAUGGCGAUUCUUACCUGCUUGAUCUUCGGGAAUUCAGAGGGGUUUCAGAUUGUCCAUGUCCAUAAACAAGAGUGCCUUUCCAAAAAUAAGAGAGUGGUCGUGGGUUUGUGCGAUGGGACCAACCAGAACCAGCAGUGGAUGUGGACUGAGGAUGGAAAACUGCUUCAUGUUAAAUCGGCUCUGUGCCUGGGCAUCUCCAAUUCUUCUCGAGGCCCUUCCCUAUCAGCUCUCUCUACCCAAUGCUCCCAGGCCCCCCGAUGGACUUGCCAUGAGCAAGAAGGGUUCCUUGAGGUGGAAAAUACCUCUCUCUUUCUCAAGAAACAAGGCUCCAAGGUAGUGGUCAAGAAGGACAGGAAAUACCUCCAUAGCUGGAUGAAAAUAGAGAUCAACCAGCAGGGAAAACCGGUCAAUGGGAGCCUCUGCUUAAAAAAAGCUGGCCUGGGAGCAGAAGUUUCAGUAAGGAGCACUAGAAACACGGCUCCACCCCAAAACCCCACUACUCUUAAUGCAGUUCCAUAUAGCCCGGAACACCUUCUUAGGAACACCACAGAGGCCUUCACCAGGAGCACAACAGAACGUUACAGCCACAGCAGCAGACAGAGUCAGCACCCCCAUCUGCAGAUGACUGGAACGACAGAGACAUCUUGGGUCCCCUGGACGACUCAACCCUUCCCCAGCACCACUGAACAGGCCGGCCCCGGGCAGCCCGUGAGAUGCAACGUCACCGUGACCGAGUCGGCGGCGGCCAGCCGCUCCGCGUCCCUGCGGUGGAGAACCUCGGGGUCCCCCUGCAACUUCAGCCUCGCCUACGGCAGCGACACGGCCGGGGUGGCCUGGUGCCACCCCACGCGGAUGGACAACGCCACCUACGGCUGCCACCCGGAGGACCUGCAGGCGGGAACCCUCUACCACUUCAGGAUUGUGUCUCUGGAUGGAGAAGAGACCACGGUGCUCUUGCAAACAGAUCCUUUACCACCUGCUAAGUUUGAAGUCAAUGAAGAGAAGACGACUUCAACGAGCUUGCAUGUUUGGUGGACUCCUUCUUCUGGAAAAGUCACCUGGUAUGAGAUAGAGUUGUUUGACAAUGACCAAAAGAUACAGGAGACUCAAAUUCAAGAAAGUACUUCAUUGAACGAACAUACAUUUUUUAACCUCACUGCUGGUAGUAAAUACAGUAUUGCCAUCACAGCUGUUUCUGGAGAGAAACGUUCCCUUACAAUUUACACCAAUGGAUCCACAGUGCCAUCCCCAGUGAAAGAUAUCAAUAUUUCAGCAAAAACCAAUUCUCUCCUGAUUUCCUGGUCCCAUGGCUCUGGGAAUGUGGAAAGCUACCAGCUGAUGCUGAUGGAUAAAGGGAACCUCGUUUGUGGCAAUGUCAUGGACAAACAUGCUACUUCCCACAGUUUUAAUGACCUGAUACCUGGCCACCUCUAUAACCUGACCAUUGUGACCGAGGCUGCAGGGCUGCAAAACUACAGAUGGAAACUGGCCAGGACAACCCCCAUGGAAGUAUCAAAUCUGAAGGUGACAAACGAUGGCACUUCGACCUCUCUAAAAGUCAAGUGGCAAAGACCUUCUGGAAAUGUGGAUUCCUACAACAUUACUCUGUUUCACCAAAGGACUAUAAAAGAAUCCAGAGUAUUAGCACCCCAGUUUACUGAAACUCAAUUUAAAGACUUAACCCCUGGACGACUUUAUCAAGUUACCAUCAGCUGUGUCUCUGGUGAAUUGUCUGCUCAGAAGAUGGCAGUGGGCAGAACAGUUCCAGAGAAAGUUGGGAACCUGGAGGCAAACAGCAAUGGUUCCACAAGGUCCCUGGUAGUGAGCUGGUCGCCCCCUGCUGGAGACUGGGAGCAGUAUCGGAUCCUGCUCUUCAAUGAUUCUGUGGUGCUGCUCAACAUCACCCUGGGAAAGGAUGAAACACACUACACCAUAGAUGACAUGGGGCUCAUCCCGGGAAGACAGUAUGAAGUCGAAGUCACCGUGGAGAGUGGGAAUCUGAAGAAUUCUAAGCGUUGCCAAGGCAGGACAGUCCCCCUGGCUGUCCUCCAGCUUCGUGUCAAACAUGCCAACGAGACCUCACUGGGCGUCAUGUGGCAAACCCCGGCAGCAGAAUGGGAGAAAUACACCAUUUCACUAGCUGACAGGGACCUCUUACUCAUCCACAAGUCGCUCCCCAAAGAUGCCAAAGAAUUCACUUUUACUGACCUGGUACCUGGACGAAAAUACAUAGCUACAGUCACCAGUAUUAGUGGAGACUUAAAAAAUUCCUCUUCAACUAAAGGAAGAACAGUGCCUGCCCAAGUGACUGGCUUGUAUGUGGCCAACCAAGGGACAACCAGCAGUCUGUUUACCAACUGGACCCAAGCACUAGGAGACAUAGAGUUCUAUCAAGUCUUACUGAUCCAUGAAAACGUGGUCAUCAAAAAUGAAAGUGUCUCCAGCGAGACCAGCAGAUACAGCUUCCACGCCCUCAAAUCAGGCAGCCUCUACUCUGUGGUGGUAACAACAGUAAGCGGAGGGAUCUCAUCCCGACAAGUGGUGGUAGAGGGAAGGACAGUCCCUUCCAGCGUGAGUGGAGUGACGGUAAACAAUUCUGGUCGGAAUGACUACCUGAGCAUUUCCUGGCUGCCGGCUCCUGGAGAUGUGGAUAACUAUGUGGUGACACUCACUCAUGGAAACAGAGUGGUUCAGUCCCUCGUUAUUGCCAAGUCUGUCAGCGAAUGUGCCUUCAGCUCCCUUACUCCGGGCCGCCUCUACAAUGUGACCAUAACUACAAGGAGCGGCAAGUAUGAAAACCAUUCCUUCAGCCAGGAGCGAACAGUGCCUGACAAGGUCCAGGGAGUCAGUAUUAGCAACUCAGCCAGGAGUGACUAUUUAAAGGUCUCCUGGGUGCACGCUAGUGGAGACUUUGAUCACUAUGAAGUCACCAUUAAAAACAAAAACAACUUCAUUCAAACCAAAAGCGUUCCCAAGGCUGAGAACGAGUGCGUAUUUGUUAAGCUAGUCCCUGGACGGUUGUACAGUGUCACUGUUAGUACAAGAAGUGGACCAUAUGAAGCCAGCGAACAAGGGAAUGGCAGAACAAUCCCAGAGCCCGUUAGGGAUCUAACACUGCGGAAUAGGAGCACCGAAGACCUUCUGGUGACUUGGUCCCGAGCUGAUGGGGAUGUAGACCAAUAUGAGAUCCAACUGCUCUUCAACGAUAUGAAAGUUUUCCCUCCUUUUCACCUCGUAAAUACUGCAACCGAGUAUCGCUUCACCUCCCUGACCCCGGGGCGCCAGUAUAAAAUCCUUGUCUUGACCAUCAGUGGAGAAGUACAGCAGUCAGCCUUCAUUGAAGGCUUCACAGUUCCAAGCGCUGUCAAAAACAUUCACAUUUCUCCCAACGGGGCAACGGACAGCCUGACAGUCUACUGGACUCCUGGUGGUGGUGAUGUUGAUUCCUACACUGUGUCAGCCUUCAGGCAAAAUCAAAAGGUUGAGUCUCAGACCAUCUCGAAGCACGUCUCUGAGUACACAUUCCAGCGGCUGGAGGCUGGGGAAUUGUACCAGAUUGUGAUCGCCUCGGUCAGCGGGUCCCUCAAGAACCAGAUAGACGCAGUGGGGCGGACAGUCCCAGCAUCUGUCCAAGGAAUCAUUGCAGACAAUGCAUACAGCAGUCAUUCCUUAACAGUGAGUUGGCAAAAAGCCGUUGGUGUGGCGGAGAGGUAUGAGAUCCUGCUUCUAAAUGACAACGGGAUCCUUCUGAGUAACACAUCAGAGCCAGCCACCACCAAGCAGCACAAAUUUGAAGACCUAACACCAGGAAAGAAAUACAAGAUACAGAUCCUAACCGUCAGCGGAGGGCUCCUCAGCAAGGAAGCCCAAACUGAAGGCCGAACAGUCCCAGCAGCCGUCACCAAUCUGAGGAUCACAGAGAACUCCACCAGACACCUGUCCUUCAGCUGGACCACCUCAGAGGGGGAGCUCAACUGGUACAACAUCUUUCUCUACAACCCAGACCGAACGCUUCAGGAGAGAGCUCAAGUUGACCCACAAAUCCAAAGCUUCUCAUUCCAGAACUUGCUACAAGGCCGAAUGUACAAAAUGGUGAUUGUCACUCACAGUGGGGAGCUGUCUAAUGAGUCUUUCAUAUUCGGUAGAACAGUCCCAGCUUCUGUGAGUAACCUCAGGGGAUCCAAUCGGAACAUGACAGACAGUCUCUGGUUCAGCUGGAGUCCAGCCUCCGGGGACUUCGACUUUUAUGAGCUGAUUCUCUACAACCCCAAUGGCACGAAGAAGGAGAACUGGAGAGACAAGGACCUAACAGAAUGGCGUUUCCACGGCCUCGUUCCUGGACGGAAGUACACGCUGUGUGUGGUAACUCACAGUGGGGACCUCAGCAACAGGCUCACAGGGGAGAGCAGAACAGCCCCAAGUCCUCCCAGUCUUAUGUCAUUUGCGGAUGUUACAAACACCUCCUUGGCCAUCACCUGGAAGGGGCCACCAGACUGGACAGACUAUGAUGACUUUGAGCUGCAGUGGUCCCCCCGAGAUGCAAUCACAGUCUUCAACCCCUACAGCAACAGAAAAUCAGAAGGACGAAUCAUACAUGGUCUUCGUCCAGGCAGAUCCUAUCAAUUUAGUGUCAAGACUGUCAGUGGUGACUCCAAGAAAACCUACAGCAAGCCAAUAUUUGGAUCUGUGAGGACAAAGCCAGACAAGAUACAGAACCUGCAUUGCCGGCCUCAGAACUCCACGGCCAUUGCCUGCUCUUGGAUCCCUCCUGACUCUGACUUUGACGGCUAUAGCAUUGAGUGUCGGAAAAUGGACACCCAAGAAGUUGAGUUUUCCAGAAAGCUGGAGAAAGAAAAGUCUCUGCUCAACAUCAUGAUGCUCGUGCCCCAUAAGAGGUACCUGGUGUCCAUCAAGGUGCAGUCGGCUGGCAUGAGCAGCGAGGUGGUGGAGGGCAGCACCAUCACAAUGAUAGACCGGCCCCCUCCUCCACCACCACACAUCCGCGUGAACAAAAAGGAUGUGCUCAUCAGCAAAUCCUCCAUCAACUUCACUUUCAACUGCAGCUGGUUCAGUGACACCAACGGAGCUGUGAAGUACUUCACAGUGGUAGUGAGAGAGGCCGACGGCAGUGAUGAGCUGAAGCCAGAACAACAGCACCCUCUGCCCUCCUACCUGGAAUACAGGCACAAUGCCUCCAUCCGGAUGUAUCAGACCGAUUAUUUUGCCAGCAAAUGUGCCGAAAGUCCUGACAGCAGCUCCAAGAGCUUUAACAUUAAGCUUGGGGCAGAGAUGGAGAGCCUGGGUGGAAAAUGCGAUCCCAAUCAGCAGAAAUUCUGUGACGGACCACUGAAGCCACGCACGGCCUACAGAAUCAGCAUUCGGGCUUUUACACAGCUGUUCGAUGAGGACCUGAAGGAAUUCACGAAGCCGCUCUAUUCAGACACGUUUUUCUCUUUGCCCAUCACCACAGAGUCAGAGCCCUUGUUUGGAGUCAUCGAAGGUGUGAGCGCCGGGCUGUUCCUGAUCGGCAUGCUGGUGGCCGCUGUUGCCUUGUUCAUCUGCAGGCAGAAAGCCAGCCAUGGUCGAGAGAGGCCCUCUGCCCGCCUGAGCAUCCGCCGGGAUCGACCACUAUCUGUCCACUUGAACCUGGGCCAGAAAGGUAACCGGAAGACGUCUUGCCCAAUAAAAAUAAAUCAGUUUGAAGGGCACUUCAUGAAGCUGCAGGCUGAUUCCAACUACCUCCUGUCCAAGGAAUACGAGGACUUGAAAGACGUGGGUCGAAACCAAUCAUGUGACAUUGCGCUCUUGCCGGAGAAUAGAGGGAAAAAUCGAUACAACAAUAUCUUGCCCUACGAUGCGUCUCGAGUGAAGCUGUCCAACGUGGAUGACGACCCGUGCUCAGACUACAUCAACGCCAGCUACAUCCCCGGCAACAGCUUCCGAAGAGAGUACAUAGCUACCCAGGGGCCUCUUCCCGGCACCAAGGAUGACUUCUGGAAAAUGGCGUGGGAACAGAACGUCCACAACAUCGUCAUGGUGACCCAGUGCGUGGAGAAGGGCCGGGUAAAGUGUGACCACUACUGGCCAGCGGACCAGGAUUCCCUCUACUAUGGGGACCUCAUCCUGCAGAUGCUCUCAGAGUCUGUGCUGCCCGAGUGGACCAUCCGAGAAUUUAGGAUAUGCAGCGAGGAGCAACUCGAUGCACACAGGCUCAUCCGCCACUUUCACUACACGGUGUGGCCAGACCAUGGGGUCCCAGAGACCACCCAGUCCCUGAUCCAGUUUGUGAGGACCGUCAGGGACUACAUCAGCCGGAGCCCUGGCGCCGGGCCCACUGUGGUGCACUGCAGUGCUGGCGUGGGUAGGACUGGGACCUUUAUCGCCUUGGACCGAAUCCUCCAGCAAUUAGACUCCAAAGACUCCGUGGACAUUUACGGCGCAGUGAACGACCUGAGGCUUCACAGGGUUCACAUGGUCCAGACUGAGUGUCAGUACGUAUACCUACAUCAGUGCGUAAGAGAUGUCCUCAGAGCACGGAAGCUACGGAGUGAACAAGAAAACCCCUUGUUUCCAAUCUACGAAAAUGUGAAUCCAGAGUAUCACAGAGACACGGGCUAUUCAAGGCAUUGAGAAUGUAUCUGAAGAUCUCUCGGAUAAAAUGUAUUCACUGCGUGAUUUAAAAACAAAAACAAAACAAAAAAACAGAACAAAACAAAAAUCAAAAAAAAAAAAAAAAACUUGCUUCAUGCCCCACAGAGGUGUCAGCUAUUUCUGUUGAUACAAUGUAUAAUUUAUUAAUCUGCAGAAUUUUAAAGAAUUUAUGUAAUUUAAAGGUAACAGAUAUUAUUGUACAUAGUUGUAUUUUGUAGUUUCUUCUGUACAUAUGUAUUUUUUCAUAAUGUUUAAUAUUAAGCUUUAUAUAAUACUAUUUUUCCACACUAAAGUGUUCAUGGAUUGUUCUACGUAAACUAAUUCAGCCUGUGUAACAGGACUACCGGUAACAUAUGUCUGGAAGGGGUUGCAGAGGUGAUCCCAUGGGCCACGGUUUUGACCUGUUUUGAUAUCUGCUGGUCAGGAUAGAGGGCAGGGCUGGAGAAAGCAUGUAAUACAGCUGGCUUUCCUGCAUUGCUCUUCUAGGAAUCUAGGGAUCUGAAGAUGAUCCAAAUGUUAUUUGGACGAAUGUAACAGUCAAAACCGGAUUAAGCAGCACCAAAGCUGAAGUAGGUGGUUAUUGCUAAGCUAGUUCAUCUCUCCCCCUUCGCCUGCCAGAGGUUCAAGCCAAAGUGGUCAGUUCAGGGGCCACAUAAUUUACAGAGUGGUCCAGGCUGCAGGGUUGAGGAUUCUGAGAGAGAACGAUCCAAACAGAAGAGAUGAAUUCCUUGUAUCGAGAAGAUUGCCUCCUGUACCCUUAACUGGAAACCAAAUCAACAUGCAAAGUGCUGUCCGUAGUGACUGGAGAUUAUUUACUACAUUCGUAGUGUGUGAACCACACACACCCGAACUAUAAAGAGUACGUGGUUGAUGAUGACGCUCAUCUUUGUCUCAUUGCUAGUGGGCUGCAUUCCUGGAAAUGCCAGAAUUAUGUCACUCAUACUUGGUUUUCCCGUUUAAAGAGGAUUGUUGUAGCAGAUUAUAUUUCUGAUCAAAAACUUGAUAUUAACAUCUUUAUAGCAAUGUCAUAUAUAGUUCGUUAAAAAAAAAAAUUAGUGGUGCUUAAUAUAGAAAUUCCCAAAAGACUUUUCUAGUAAGUCACUGAGGUCAAAAUAGCAGUAAUCACCUGAAGAUGCAUUUAACAUAAAAGCCAAGUUUCUCUUCACUAGUUGUGCCUAUUUUGACUAUAACAAAUUUCAGUGGGUUAGAAAGUAGGCAUUACCCUCCCCAAGGUCCAGUUCUGAGGGUGCUUCUGGGGACAAUUUGAAAGGUAUCAUCUAUAGAGAAUCUUCAUGGCUACUUGAGAAAUGAGCUAGGAUGUUUGCCUUUUUCUCACCUACAAAUUUCUCCAUAAUAAACCCAAGAAUUAGAGAUGAAAGUUGUUGACCUCACAGCUUCAACUGCAGAAAGAAUACAUGUCAAAGUGUGUCUUUUUGCUACAUACUGUAAAGUCCCAAAAGUAAUAUAAUGGGUAUAAAUGACAAUCAUCAAAUAUAGCCAAAAUAGUUAUUUAUGGUUAUGUAAAUUUACACACACACACACACACACACACACAAACUCUCCAGGGCUACUUGCAGUUUAUAAAAACAGGGGAAAACUUUACAAGAAAAAAUGUGAAGAGUAAUAAAAGGAUUCCAUGUUUUCACAGCCUCCUUAUGCUCAAUGCCCUUGUGGAAUGGCAGUGUUAGGUCCUGCUCCUGUUUCAGGGAACUAGGUGCAUCUUCUAGAAACGCAAAGGAACAAUAUGUAUGUAAGGGUAGCGGAUGUACCACCCGGAAGAAAACAGAGGUCAGAGAUUUAGGAGAUGUGGUGUCAAUUAGGAAUAACUUUCCCUGCACGAAAAAAAAGAAAAAGAAAAAGCAGGAGAAAACAGAUUUUUUAAACCAAUGCUGCUUGGCACAAAGCACAGUAACACAUGGAAAAAGAAAUCCAUUUGGGGCCUUUCAUUCAUUCAGAAAAGUUUAACCGAGUGCCUGUAACCUGCUAGGUACCGUCCUAGAAAGGACUCAUUUCUACUCAACAAAGAAAAUGUAUCCCAACAGUCAAGUUAGGGUUGUUGUUACUAUUUCCAAUUACGCUUGAAAGAGGACCUUGGGGAGCCAGCGAAAGAGGCAAGCAGACCAGGGCACAAAAAAAGGGCAGACGCUGAAGCUGCUUUAAUAGCAAACCACUAGGGGAUCCCUGGGUGGCGCAGCGGUUUGGCGCCUGCCUUUGGCCCAGGGCGCGAUCCUGGAGACCCGGGAUCGAAUCCCACAUCAGGCUCCCGGUGCAUGGAGCCUGCUUCUCCCUCUGCCUAUGUCUCUGCCUCUCUCUCUCUCUCUGUGACUAUCAUAAAUAAAUAAAAAUUAAAAAAAAUAAAAAAUAAAAAAAAAUAAAAAAAAAAAUAGCAAACCACUAGAUCGAGAAGAGAAAGCAAUCCAUUGCACCAACCAAGAAUUAAAACUGUUGGGAAAAAAAAAAAAAAAAAAACCCUACACGUCUGUAACAGUAAAUACCGUUCGCGUACCCCGGUGUAUCUUGGGUGGCAUCACUGUUAUGGAAAUGGACGCGGCAAGGAAAAACUGUAUGUUCUUUCAGUCUAAUCCAGGAAAUAUUUAUUCCUACCCUCCACCUGUCUAAUUUUAAAUCUCCUUAGCAACAAAUAUUUCACUAUCUUCCCUCCUGCCACCGCCAAGGACUAAAUACAUUAUCUAGUUGAUCUGUUUAUUAAAUUUAGGGGGGGGGGGAAGGUUUCCUUGACAUUCAUCUCGAUUGGACAUAUUUUAAUAUAAUCCCAUCAUGUGUUAGGUCUUGGUAAACAUUCCAUUUCCUGCCGUGGUGGGCAUCCUGUUUGCACCUGUCCACUACACUUGAAUCACCCAGCCGUCAAAGUGCUUGUGAGCUAUCACAUCUUAGGAGAGUCCCGUCUUGCAUCUUAAUAAUUAUUUAUCCAAGUUCUUUAUAAUUAACACCUUUAAUCUCUACUCAUUAAAUCGAUUUCCUAUUAUCAUUCUGCUGCUCCCUGGAUAGCAGCCAGGUUUUCAGCUCUUGAAUCAGAGUUUUCAAAGGCUCAUCUCCCUGUCUGGGCCUGCACAUAUUUGUCCUGAGCAAUUCACCAUCUCUUAACACUUCGGAGUCCCUCUUUUUCACAACUUGUUGCCUUCUCCUCUUUUGAGCAUGUUUGCUUUCCCAGUCGAAUGUGAUUUUAUUUUCUGUUCAUUUUAUCUCCUUCAACUCACUGGCAUUUCAUAGUCUUCUCAGGCUCCACGUUAUAGCAGAGGUGACCAUGGUUUCGCUGUGACAUACUAAAAUGGUCAUGGCCCACAGACAUGUUGGGGACAGUUUUAUUUGGAAGGGUCUUUAAUUAAUUUUGUUAUUACCUCUUGGAGGAAAGCCCAAAAUGACAUGUGAAAAUAAUAUGAAACCACCAAGCAGAUGUCCAGCAAUACAAAAAUAGACCUCACAUGCUAUACUUCACACUCUGAAUCUCUUGCCUUAGUGUCUCAGGAUCCAGUUUCUUAUAUUAAAUAUUCUCCUUACUUUUUUGCAAGAAAAUUACUGGCCAUAUACUGAAUUCCAAAUUACUUGGCUUUCUGAGUCUCUGAGAUUGGAACCUAGAAGUCUAAGCUGGCCGGAUCUGUGUGACAGCAAAUGAUAGGACCUGGCCCCAGCCCUGGGAGGCUCUAGAGUUUCAGUCCACUCACCUGAGCCACCCCAAACGUGACCUGGUAUUGAAAGGCAAUAGGAAAUAAGCUGCUUGUUUGAGGUAGUAGUUCAAGGACUGUCCAGGUUCCAUUUCACAGAGGAAAUGAAAGUAAUUCACCAGCCAAGACAGAGUGGCAAGAAGGAAUGGCUGGUCCUCCCCCAGAUGGCCGUGAGCAGCCCUCGACCCCACCUCACACCUAGGAAGAGUCAGAGUGGAAAGGCCCUAAUCAGCCCAAAAGCCCUGUUACAUUUCUGAAUAUUUUUAACCCAAGAUUUCAAAUCACAUCAAGUAUUCAAGGAAGGUUUCAUAUCAGAGGAAAAUCUGUAAACCAUGACUGCAGAAAACAAAUGAAAUGAUACGAAGAAGGGGAAAUAUCUGAGAAAGGGAAUCUAACCAGAUGUCAUCCGGAAGACAAAAUGGCAUCCUUUCUCUGUGUCCAGACUAUUCUCAGAAGAAUGUCGUAUUUCUAUUAGGACAUAUUAUCCUUGGUGGGGGGGGGGGGGUGCUCUCUUAUUUCAUCAGCCAGAUGAUUUAGCCAAUUAAGCAACUGAAUUGAGAUUCAUUUAGUUUUGUGAAUUGACCAUGUGUUUGACUACAUGGACUUAGCUUGGAAUCCAACCACACUACCUUAGAUUCUUGUAGUGGAUGAUGCCUUUGAAAGUGGCCAUUUUAGUUAAAAUGCAGGGUAACAUUUGAUACAGCCAUGGUAAUAGCAGAAAUCUGCUCUGUUCUAAAAAUGUUUCUAGCAAUGGAAAUAUUUCUGACUAAAAGAAUACUCUUGACUUGUAGGGAGGCUCCCUAGGAAUAAAUGUAUGCAACAAAAAUAAGGCAUUUUAUUUUUUUUAAAGGUUGCCUAUAUAGAUACAUUCAUGAGAUAAGGAAAUUGUUAGUGAAUGCUCUUAAAAAUAGAGGUUUAUGUAAUGGAGAUCAAGAAAUCUAUUAACAGAUUUACCAAAGAUUAUUUUUAUAGCCUAUAUGCCAAUGUACAUGAUCUCACAUAAGUUACGAAAAUAAGUUGUUGAACACUGUGAAUAAUGUCAGACAAAUGUAAUGUGCCCCUUCUAGAGUCAUGUCAAAAAAUGUUAGCUAUGGCUGUUCUCUCUGCCUUAAGUAAUGUCUUUUAGGAAAGACCGUCUUCGCCCUAAGAGCAAGCUUUGUGUUAUGCGUGAGAUGUUGUAUUUUAAUAGCUGAGCCAGUAAAUAAGCAUCCCAGCAGAAAGGAGCAUAUGCAGUUGUAGUGUUAGGAGUGUGUAGCACAGUGGGACAGUGUUCCCUCUGCAAGUCUGGGGAGAGUCUGCAGCGGCCCUUGUGAAAGUUCUUGCUCUCAGCCACACUGACUACCGGGUGCACCCGUGUUCUUGCCUGAAGGGCCCUUGAGCUCUGGUCCCCCAUGUAGGACCCAUCAGGCUGAUAAAUUCUACAAAGACAAGGAUCAAGUCUUCAAUCUUGUCUCUGGUGCUACCUUGUAGAAAUUAUUUCACGGCACACACAUUCAGCAUAUGUUUCUUGAUCAGAAACUGCUGCUGGCCCAGUACUUUGAAUGUUAGGUAGCCAGAGUCCAAAACCACCAUCCACUACGGUCCAAGGAGGUUCAGCUAGCUAUUCCUUGAGUUACGUGCGGCUUGAGUAAACACUGUAAAUAAAUCCAGCAAGUGAACAUAUUAUGUUCUAUAAUAGAGCACUUUUAUGUUUUUAAUAUCAUGUAUUCUUUCUCUGCAAAUCUGGUUAUUUAAAAUGGCAGUAGAUGAUUUUAUUUUUUCAUACUAUUGUACCUCCCCGCAAUACUGUGUUUCUAACCGGCUCUAGUUGAACAAAGAACUUCUCUAGUCUUCCUAUUUAAAUUAUGUAUUUGCUUAAUAUAUUUUCACAUUUGUAACUGUGGUCAAAAAAGCUACCUAGUACCACCUUACAUACCUUCUCACUAGUACAGGAAUAAAACUGCUGUUUGUUGAA
Messenger RNA from Canis lupus familiaris (dog), 12394 nucleotides. RefSeq names its product protein tyrosine phosphatase receptor type B (gene PTPRB). Gene Ontology annotation, biological process: protein dephosphorylation; angiogenesis. The transcript has 34 exons. The record is from RefSeq and is a predicted model, not a curated record. Bases 89 to 6736 code for a protein of 2215 amino acids. Gene Ontology annotation, molecular function: protein tyrosine phosphatase activity; cadherin binding. NCBI's taxonomy places the organism in Eukaryota, Metazoa, Chordata, Mammalia, Carnivora, Canidae.